AUAGCAAACCAUUCGUUCAGUAACACACGAGAGCUGAAACCGAUUAAAUCGAAAAAACAAAUUUUCAUUGGGGAAAUUCCAGCAACUUUUUAAACAACAACGAAAUACAACACACCAUGGAUACCGGGGAAAUCAGCCUAAGUCCCGAACAAAUUAAGGAGAUUCGGGAGGCUUUCGCCGUUUACGACAAAGACAACACCGGCGCGAUCACCUGCCGCGAGCUGGGGGUCGUUAUGCGCUCCCUGGGACAGACGCCCACCGAGGCCGAGCUGUACGACAUGAUCGAGGAGAUCGACGCGGACAACAACGGCACGAUUGAGUUCGUCGAGUUUCUCCAGAUGAUGUCCAAGAACUAUCAGGUGCUCAACAAGGACGAGUCCGUGAGGGCCGCAUUCGUUUUGUUCGAUCGCGACGCCGAUGGGUUUAUAUCAGCGCAGGAGAUGAAGGCCGUCAUCCUCAGUCUGGGGGAGAAGAUGAGCGACCAGGAGUUCGACGAGAUGUUCCGAGAGGUCGAUUUGGACAACGAUGGGCAGCUAAGCUUCGAUGAGUUUCUUUAUGCAUAUAGAAACUAGUGCCCGAUUGAAUUAUAUAUUUUCCUUCUCUUUA
Drosophila miranda is the source of this 606-nucleotide messenger RNA. Its product is annotated as neo-calmodulin-like. Bases 117 to 572 code for a protein of 151 amino acids. The transcript has a single exon. Gene Ontology annotation, molecular function: calcium ion binding. The record is from RefSeq and is a predicted model, not a curated record. Lineage: Eukaryota; Metazoa; Arthropoda; Insecta; Diptera; Drosophilidae.